GGUAUACAUUCGUUAUCCAAAACUCUUCCUCACCACACCCGUCCUCCCCGAUUUCAUCUGACUUCACAACAUUUCCAAUUUAUUCGACUUUCCUGAACCCGCCGCUACUCUCUACAAGAAGAGAGAAGAAAGCGCCUAGUCACAUUCACUCAUUUUGUUGUAUCUAGUUUUGUUCAUUUAAAAGAAAACAUGUUUAUGUGAUGAUUUUUUAGUACAUGUAUUUAGACGAUCAAUUUAUCAUUUUUCUUCGGAGGUCUAUUUUGAUCCUUCUUACAAAUUUCUUUCCAGUCCUUUGCAGCGCCCGAUAUCCCUCGCGCCCCCUCUCCCUCGAAAGCCCACACUCAAAGCCAACGAAGCUUAUCGUUCCGUUUAUUGCUCCUCUCUCUCUCUCUCUCUCUCUAUUCUCCAACCCUAGAUAGAGUUUUCGCCAUGAAAGGUGCUAAAUCCAAGGGGAAGGCUGACAACAAGCUCGCAGUGAAGGCGAAAAGCACGAAAAAAGUUGCUAAACCUAAACCUGCCAAGGACCCGAACAAACCGAAGAGGCCUCCCAGCGCUUUUUUCGUCUUCAUGGAGGAUUUUCGCGUAUCCUAUAAGAAAAAGCAUCCAGCCAACAAGUCUGUUUCCGAAGUGGGUAAAGCCGGCGGGGCAAAAUGGAAGAGCAUGACCGAUGCUGAGAAAGCUCCCUACAUUGCCAUCGCUGAGACUAGGAAGAAGGAAUACGGGAAGAAAAUGAAGGAGUAUGAUAACAAACAGAGUCAGGCUACUUCAGAGGAGGAGGAAUCUGACAAGUCAAAAUCAGAGGUCAACGAUGAUGAUGACGAUGAAGAUGGCAGUGACGAUGGCGAUGAUGAUUCUGAUUAAAAGUACCUGGGCAGAAACAUGAUGGAUGAUAUGGAUUGCUGCAGCGUUGUGUAAUAGUGGAAGGAUGUUCAAAGAAACGUUUGCCCAUGGGAUAUAGCAUAUAGUGGUAGCUGUUGCUCUUUCCUGUUUUAUUUCUUUUUAUGUUUUUUGGAGGAGUGUUAGAUGGGAAAGGAAAAUGGUUAACUCCUUGGUCCAAGUGGUGAGCAUUUGGUUUGAUCCAUUGCUCCAUGUACUUUGUUAUUAUGAUGAAGAAUACUUUUUUAUUUCAUUGUUAUGCUUAUUUACAACUUUACUUGCCACAAUUAUACAUGCGUUUUUGUACAGUUAGCUUUGUUUUGGAUAUAUUGUGAUGUGAAUUUCCAGAUUUAGUCCGUUUUCAUUCUUUCCCUCUUGAGAAA
Cuscuta epithymum is the source of this 1259-nucleotide messenger RNA. The record is from the annotation of a GenBank genome assembly. NCBI's taxonomy places the organism in Eukaryota, Viridiplantae, Streptophyta, Magnoliopsida, Solanales, Convolvulaceae.